AUGUUUGUACAGUUUGAGGUUUUGUUCAUGGAUCUCAACUCAUGUAGUGAUAGGCCUUGUCCCGACAACAAAGUAUGGCGAGAACCAUCGAUUGGUGUCAGCCGGUGUGAGGGGCGAGGGUCUCAAAUCUCUACUCAAGUCAAGUCUCUCUCUACCAACUCUCAGGGUUGCUACUUCAUGGAGACGAGCUUGAAGAUGCUUUUUCAUGUUCUUGCCAUUUUUAUUCUCCUAUCAGACCCUUUUGCUGUUGUAAAUGCAAACUCUGAAGGUGAUGCUCUGUUCGCGUUCAGAAGAGCUGUCAAAGACCCAAACAACGUUCUACAAAGCUGGGAUCCAACUUUGGUGGAUCCAUGUACAUGGUUCCAUGUUACCUGUGAUGAUGAUAAGCGAGUUACCCGAGUAGACCUCGGAAACGCAAAACUGUCUGGCCAUUUGGUUCCAGAGCUAGGGUGGCUCCAGCGCCUUCAGUUUCUAGAACUGUACAAGAAUGAUUUGAUGGGUCCAAUACCAAAGGAACUUGGAGACCUCAAGAACCUGGUUAGCUUGGGUCUCUACCAGAAUAACCUCACUGGCUCCAUUCCCUCCAGCUUGUCCAACCUCUCCAGCAUCAAAUUCUUGCGACUCAACAGCAACAAGCUCACUGGAAGAAUACCGAGGGAACUCACUAAGUUGAGAAACCUCAAGAUUUUAGACCUGUCAAACAACGAUCUAUGUGGUACUUUCCCGACAUUCGGCUCCUUCUCUAAGUUCUCUGAACAAAGUUUCAAGAAUAAUACAAGACUCGAAGGACCAGAAUUGAUGGGAUUCGUCAGAUAUGAUACUGGAGAAAGCUGCAAAUGA
Messenger RNA from Sphenostylis stenocarpa, 840 nucleotides. The record is from the annotation of a GenBank genome assembly. NCBI's taxonomy places the organism in Eukaryota, Viridiplantae, Streptophyta, Magnoliopsida, Fabales, Fabaceae.